Messenger RNA from Saprolegnia diclina VS20, 1079 nucleotides. RefSeq names its product TKL protein kinase. Lineage: Eukaryota; Oomycota; Saprolegniomycetes; Saprolegniales; Saprolegniaceae. Gene Ontology annotation, molecular function: ATP binding; protein kinase activity. The transcript has 4 exons. The record is from RefSeq and is a predicted model, not a curated record. Gene Ontology annotation, biological process: protein phosphorylation. Bases 136 to 966 code for a protein of 276 amino acids.
AACGAUGGAGCGCUUCUCGAGAAAAAUUAUCCACUCGCGCGCUUCGUCAAGAAUCGACUGGCCACUUCCCAUGCCAACUCAGCUGUAGAGACUUUGCCCUUUGCUGGAGCGCGCGAGCACCAGGAGAACGACACCAUGACGCCCAUCGACACGUCGCUCUUGAUCUUCGGCCCAAAGUCCGCAAUGGCCGCCAUUCGGUCUCCGUUCAAGGAAGUCUUCGACGGCACGUACAAGGGCGAGUGCGUCCUCAUCCAUGCCCUUCCGCUGAACCAGAGCACGGGCAAGGCGGUGCCGACACUUCUGCGUAUCUCGGCGCUCAUGAGGAAGGCGAGGCACCCGAAUGUACUCGAGUUCGUUGGCAUGGGCUCGGACAAAACAAGAUCGCUCAUGCUUACAGAGGCGACCGACCACGGCACCUUGAGCAAUCACCUGGAGCAAAAUUCGCCGCGUAAUGUCCGCGGUAGCAUCAAAAUCCUGCGUGACGUCGCCAAUGGCAUGCGCUGGGUCCACGACAAUGGCAUUCUCCACCGUGCGCUCACAGCUGCCUCCAUUCACGUGACGCGCGCGGGCGAGGCCAAGGUCGGCAACUUUGAGUUUGCCCGUCAAGAUGCUUUGUUCGGAGUAAGGACCAAUUUUGGUAUUCCAUCCUACGCCGCGCCUGAAAUCCUCAGCCGCACCCCCAUCUACACGGAAAAGAUCGACGUCUACAGCUUUGCAAUGCUCAUUGUCGAAGUCGUGACCACGCAACAGCCGUUUGCCAACAUCAAAGCCCCCCAGGCAACUCUCAUGAAGUAUAUUGUCCAGCGCAACUACCGCCCUGUCUUUGUCCGUACAUCCGAGUGGCCCGCCGCCUUGUUUGAGCUCAUGGAGAAGUGCUGGGAUGCCAAUCCCGUAUUGCGUCCGUCCUUUAACGAGAUUGUCGAGUGCCUCGAGGCGAUCCUCGCCGCCGACGCGCUGCACCAGUAGACGGCACCCGACCAGAGUGAAAUAUUGAGCGGUGCUAGUACGACUUUGGAUAUUGUUUCCCGGGCAUAGACGAUGACCAAUUUUAACACACCGACUGAUACAAUACUUGUCAA